AUGGAAACUGAAAAAGUGAUGGCAGAUGAAAAUAUUACAGAUCUUCCUAGUUGUGUAAAAUUUUCUUGUGACUUUAGACAGUCAGUACUUGAAUUAUUAUUAUGGUGUAAUGAGAAAAAUUUACCAAUUGAACAAUUUGCUUUACUAAAGUCAAGAAUGCUUGGAAUGUUAGAAGAGUAUAAUCGUCAAUUAUACCAAGGUACUUCUCUUGAACAAACACAACCAGUUAUUGAACAACAAAAAAAACCACAAACAGAGCCAACAAAUCCAAAUGGUAAGAAACAACGUGGAAGACCUAAAUUGGAUCAUAAUAGAGAAUGUAGUAUUUGUCAUACAACCAAAACAUCUGAAUGGAGAACUGGUGAGUCACCAAAUACUUUCUUAUGUAAUGCUUGUGGUCUUAAAGCUCUUAAAAAAAAGAAGAGAGAACAACAAAUGGCUACUACUCCAACUUCAAAUUUUGUAAGUGGAACAAAUUAUAUCCCUUCUUAA
Messenger RNA from Entamoeba histolytica HM-1:IMSS, 492 nucleotides. RefSeq lists its product as uncharacterized. The transcript has 2 exons. Gene Ontology annotation, biological process: regulation of DNA-templated transcription. The record is from RefSeq and is a predicted model, not a curated record. Gene Ontology annotation, molecular function: zinc ion binding; sequence-specific DNA binding. Lineage: Eukaryota; Evosea; Mastigamoebida; Endamoebidae. Bases 1 to 492 code for a protein of 163 amino acids.